GAGGAGCGAGAAAGUAGCUGAGGGAGCCUGUGUCUCUUAUAGAACAGGAGCCAUGCCGCGCCGGGGCCUAGUGGCGGGGCCAGACUUUGGUUGUUUUAAGCGUCGUUAUUUCACGCCGUCAGAAGUAGCGGAACACAACCAGCCCGAAGACCUAUGGGUGUCUUAUCUGGGAUUUGUUUACAAUCUAACACCACUUGUACAGGAAUUCAAAGGGGACCUACUGUUGAAACCCAUCCUGGAGGUUGCAGGCCAGGACAUUAGUCACUGGUUUGAUCCAAAGACCAAAGACAUUCGCAAGCACAUAGAUCCACUGACUGGUUGCGUGAGAUAUCGCACCCCGCGAGGCCGCUUCGUGCAUAUCCCGCCUCCUCUGCCCCGUUCAGACUGGGCCAAUGAUUUCGGAAUACCCUGGUGGAAGGGGCUAAAUUACCAGGUGGGACGGCUGUCUGCCCAGACCCGGAACAUCCGUAUUAUUAACACUCUUACAUCACAGGAGCACACACUGGAGGUGGGGGCUCUGGAUUCAAUGUGGGAAAUCCUACACCGCUAUCUCCCCUAUAAUGCACAUGCUGCCAGCUAUACAUGGAAAUAUGAUGGGAAGAAUUUGAACAUGGAUCAAACCCUGGAAGAAAAUGGGAUCCGGGAUGAAGAAGAAGAGUUUGACUUCCUUAACAUGGAUGGUACACUUCACACACCCGCAAUACUACUCUACUUCAAUGAUGACCUCACAGAGCUCUAGGAAAGGAGAUGUGCAUGUAGAUGUUUGAGUUUGCCUCUUUCUGUCCUUGAGGAAUCGAGGUGUGGGUCUGUGGGGCCUGGGCCUACACCUCUGUUCCCUGCUGGGGCUCAGCCUGUGGUCCAUGUGCCUUUCUGACAUGUAAGGGCCUUAUCCCUGGCUCCUUUGCUCAUGGAUGAUUUGCUCAAAGAGCAUUAGAGGGGUCUUAGGAGAGAAUCCUCAGAACAGAAAGAGACCUAGAGGCUCAGGAAUGGGAGGAGAUAAGGCUCAGACAGAACUUUUGUAGUCGUAAGAGAAAGACACAAAGGGAUGAAGGGAUGGAAGAUCGUUUUUGGUAAAAGGGAGAAUGAGAUGUUAGUAGGAAGGUGGGAUUUACAAAGACAGGAUUUGGAAAUUAGUAUCACCAGUCAUAGAUGGUUGGUUGACUUCCUUUCUAAAGGUGUUUACUAGUUGGUGCCCUGGGAAAAGUGAAUGCAUUUAGUUUAGGAUUGGAAAUAUGCUGGAGUUUUACGCUGCUAAGUACAGCUGUCCUAUAGGGUGACUACAUUAGUGCCAUUUCACAGAUGCUCCCUUAGGAAUUUACAAAGGUUUAGUAGCACAAGUGCACGUUUGUGGUAGAGCCACAGUGCACAAACGUGCCCUGCUCUGGAAGUCAGGCUGUUUUUAGUGUAAAGGAACAUUUUCAGUAGCUUUGCCUAAUGCUACCAUUUUUUUUUUCAAACCGUGUAUUUGGGAUGUGAGCUUGUCCAAGGCUUGCUGCAUGAUGGGGAAAUGUGAGUCUAUUGUGUACUCAAUAUUUUCUGUGUUUGCAGGGAGUUAAUUAAAAGAGUACUCUGGGGACAGAGGCAGGGAAGGCUAAAUUUCAGCCAAGCACUGCUACUGAGGCUACUUCCUUGUUGCUAUCAUAACAAGAUUUCUGAUUGUUGGGGGUGGGGAGUGGGGAGGCAACAAUAUAGAUAUUUACUGACUCCAGGCAAAACCAGAAUGGAGAAAGGUCUGUAGAUCAAGACAUUGUAGUGAGGACCCAAUAGGGGGCGCCUUCUUUUUCCAGUAGGCCUUGCCACUUACAGACAUCAAGGAAGACAGAGUUGUUUGUCAAAUGGUGACCCUAAAAGAAGUUUAUUGGGGUCAGAAAGAGGGGAGCUAUGAGAGGCAGACAACUCCCAUAAUGACUGGCUACAUCUGGUUCCCUUUGUCUCUAACAGAGGAGGGGAAUUAAGGAUAACUGAUAAAUUGAGCCAGGCAUGGUGGUUUUAAUCCCAGCACUGGGGAGGCAGAGACAGGUGGAUCUCAUGAGUUCCAUGCUAGCCUGGUCUACAAAACAAGUUCCAGGAACCCUGCCUCAAAACCGACAACAUAGUAACUGAUAAGUGAGCCUGCAGCAGGGGCAGCCAAUAUGAGUCAAGGAGCCUGCAUCUUCCCAGCCGCGGGUGGCCUCCACGAGACACUGGCUGGGCUGCACUGCCACUGUGGGAAGCAUGAGCAAAGGUCAAACUCCUGAUUUCAGCUAUUUCUUAGUCUACUGGUGCUGAAGACUUUCACUUAGUCCCAUGCGGCCUAAGAGUCCAUACAUUGUCUGAAUCAAUAAUCGUGAUGUUCAGUCAGCUUGGACAUGAUCAAUGUUUAUUCUUAUUUGUUCUUCUAAGUCUUAAACUAUUUGAGAGCCAAAGCAGUUCCUCCUAUGACUUCUGCUGGGAAUGUUCCAGGGUGUCUCGUUCUGCCCAGGUUUCUCUCUUUUCCAGAACACCCCACUGGUUGUAGAUUGCCUGGGGCUUCAUUGUGUAGCCCUGGCUGGCCCAGAACUCAGAGAUCACUUGCCUGUUCACAACUUCUUGUUAGAAACACACACUCCUUUCCCUAUAAGCCCAAGCACUCAUCAAUUUUAUAUCUAAGAAUCUUUGGAAUCUGUUCUUUUGUCUAAUGUAAUAACCAUCUUUGUCUCAGACUGUUGGGAAACCAGCUGACGUCCAAUUUCUGCCUCUGCCUUCACAAACCUAAAUAUCUUACUUUCUGCCUCAGAUCUUCAGUAGGUUUUUCAUGCUUUUGGAAUAAAGCUCUAAAUAAAGCCUUGCAUAAAUCAGGCUCUGCCUUCUUUGCCCAUGGCAACCCCUCACAGUUGUCCUUGUCCUGCAAGCCAUGAGGUCUCUUCUUCCCUUAGUUAACACAGAAACUGUUCUCAGUGCACCAUACCCUUCUACUUUGCACCCUGAUUAUCCUAAGUAUCCGUUGUUUUAAAGUUUUAUUUAUUUUAUAUGAGUACACUAUCACUGUCUUCAGACACACCAGAAGAGAGAAUUGGAUCCAUUACAGAUGGUUGUGAGCCACCAUGUGGUUGCUGGGAAUUGAACUCAGGACCCAGUCUGGAAGAGCAGUCGGUGCUCUUAACCACUGAGCCAUCUCUCCAGCCCCCGUUUUUUUUUCCUUUGUCUUUUUUGGCCCACUUCUCAGCAGUAUGCAUUUUUCUAUGUUUUAUUAUUACUUUAAAACUAUGUAGAAUGGGUGAAAAUGGCUGGCUGGCUGCUAGAUUGUAAGCUCACGAGGGCAGAAACUCACUCUUUUCUGUAUUUCCAUUGCCGGGCACAUAGCUGCUGCUCAAUAAAUAUGACUGAAGGAACCUGGA
Rattus norvegicus (Norway rat) is the source of this 3356-nucleotide messenger RNA. It is a transcript of the gene Cyb5d1, whose product is annotated as cytochrome b5 domain containing 1. The record is from RefSeq and is marked validated. Lineage: Eukaryota; Metazoa; Chordata; Mammalia; Rodentia; Muridae. The transcript has 4 exons. Bases 53 to 739 code for a protein of 228 amino acids. Gene Ontology annotation, cellular component: axoneme.